Molecule: messenger RNA, 1464 nt
Organism: Aaosphaeria arxii CBS 175.79
Lineage: Eukaryota; Fungi; Ascomycota; Dothideomycetes; Pleosporales
Exons: 6
Coding region: 1-1464 (487 amino acids)
Source: RefSeq, a predicted model, not a curated record
AUGGGCGUUUAUACGUUCUUUCAGGCAUUCUUGUGCCUGCUCUUUUUGUUGCAGGCAACAGCACAUAAUUUCACACUCGACAGCCGGGCACUGUCCAUUGGAGAUGUACCGAAAUGCGGCUUGCAGUGUCUUAUUCAGCUCGUCCCAGCCAGCGGUUGUCCCCUUGAUGAUUACGAAUGCCAGUGUCGAAACGAAGAUCUCGCAAAGGGUGUCUCAUCAUGUUUACUUCAGAAAUGUACAAUGUCAGACAUCUUAGAUACUGCCAGAGUUCAAGCGGUCAUGUGCAAUCUUUCCACUGAGGAUAAAUCUCAUGACGUAAUGCUGUAUAUAUCUCUCAACUAUGCCGUUGCGUUUACCUUCGUGACAAUGCGCUUUGUUGGAAAACUCUUGUCCAAACGCAUCACGCCUGAUGAUUGGAUUAUCGUAGGGGCAAUGUUGCUUGCAGCUCUGCCCUCUGGUUGCAUAAUCACGAUGACAAAAAUUGGAUUUGGGAAGCAUCUCUGGAAUCUGGAACACGGCCAACUGAAAGAAUGCCUUCGACUUUUCUAUGUUGCAUGGUCAAGCUACAUCCUCGUUCUUGGACUCAUCAAGGUUUCCCUCAUCAUGUUUUACGUCCAGAUCUUCCAGUAUCCAAAGUUUCGCGUCAUCGCUUAUACGAUAUUGGUGUAUAUCGUGCUAUCCACGUUGGUGAUUUUCCUUGCGACAAUCUUUACGUGCACACCAAUCCCAUCUUUCUGGAACCGCGAUAUCAAUGGGAAAUGUCUCGACAUAAACGCCUUGGCUUAUGCAAAUAGCGCCAAUGCUAUUGCGCAUGAUGUUAUCUUGUUGAUCCUUCCCUUGGUGUGUAUUCGUAAGCUCAACAUGGCCCGGUAUCGCAAAAUUGCCGUGGGUGCCAUGUUCUGCAUUGGAACUUUUGGUUGCAUUACUACUAUCGUACGCCUACACUCUCUCUUGACAUUCAAGAUUGGCAUGGACCCAACGUGGGAUUACGUUCCCGUAACCAUCUGGACUGGACUGGAACUUGGUAGCGGCUUCGUCUGCGUCAGUCUGCCCUCCAUACGCAUUCUUCUUAAGAUGAUCCUCCCAAAGAGGUGCCUGAACUUCUUCACGUCUAUCAAGAGCAACUCCAGUCGAGAUCAAGGUCUCGUUGAGAAUCCUUCUCAGAAGGAAUAUAGAAGAGACGGUAUUUGGAAUAUUGCAGAGCGAUGGCCGACAGAAAUAAGUACGGUGCAUCUUACGAGAACGAGUGUUACAUCGCAUGUUUCUGGGGAUUGCGAAAGCCUCAGAGAGGAGGAGUGUGAAAGGCAAGAAGCCAAGCCCUCAAAUUAUCGACAUUUAUGUCUGAGCUGUGGAAGUCAAAGUGACUUGAUCACGGCCCUACCAAGGAUAGGUUGCUUACCAGAUCAAAGUUUUAGUCGUGAUGACCCACAUCACCCUCAUAGAAAUUCCUAUGACCAAGCGUAA